CCUCCUCACUCCCAGCUGCAGGAAAUGAGUGGCUGCUGGUUCCAGCCCCUGGCCUCGUAGAGAGCUCUGGGAAGCUGGUCCAUAUGCUGGGCCAAGGCCCCGCUGCUGUGCCAGGCUGCCGCUGGCGCUGUGCAGGCUUUUUCUUGCUGGAGGACGGGGAGAGUCCAUUUCCCAGUUGGGCAAAGUGCUGCCCGUGCCAGAGAGAGCCCCGGAGAGGCGCAGAGGAGGGGCUGAGCCCCGGGGUGGAGCUGGCGGCUGCGCAGGGCAGAGGAGAGGAGGCGGCGGACAGGAGGCGAUGCGUUCUUACCAGAGAGUCGGGGCUGGCGGGGGGCAGCGAGGGGCAGACGGCGGAGCGGUGGGAUGGGGCGGUGCCGGGGCGCAGGGCUGGCGGGGCUGGCUGUGCUGCUGCUGGCAUCUGCAGGAGGAGCCCAGGUACAGUAGCAGCAGAUGGCAGAGACCACCGAGGGCAUCGGCAUCAGCAUCAACUGCUCGCACCCCAACAUAAAGCCUUACGACUCCAUCCACUGGUACCGCCAGCUCCCGGGACGAGGCCCCGCUUUCCUCCUGAGCACUCUCAAAGACUCCAAAGAUCUGCGGGACCCGCCGGGGCGGCUGUGGGUGUCGGCAGACCGCCGCUCCAGCGCCCUGUGGCUCGCCCGGCCCCGGCGCGGGGACGCGGCGGUGUAUUACUGCGCCCUGGGAGACACGGGGAGAGGAGCCGGGGCUGCGGCCGGGCAGGAACCGGCGCGGGCGGGGCCGGGCGUGUGUGUCGGGGCCGAGGGGACCGUCCCGGACGGGACCGCCAGGGGGCGCUGCCGCUCCGCCCGCCGGGGCCGCCUCGCCCCAACCAGCCCCUCGCCCCGGGCCGCUUCCCCCGCCCGACCGGCCCCGGCCCCCGCAGCGGCAACCCCGCACUCCCAGCGGGACGCACACAGAAAUCCCCCGCCACACUGCCGCCGCCGCGGGGGCAGGAAUGGUGCCCGGAGCGCUGGCCGUGUCCGGCGGGGCCCGACAAGGAGCGAUGGCAGCCGCCGGCCCCGCUGGCGCCCGGCCGGGAGCAGCGCCUUUCUGCGCCGCACAGGGCGGCCGGCGGCACAGACCCUCCUGCCCACGUGUGGAAUAAUUACUAAAUUUGCGAAGAAUACAAAAAUACAGCAUUGUUCACACAUUAAGGAAAGUCAUAAAAUCAAGAGGCUUCUGAGGUAGAAUACAGCCGCAGCUAGCACACGAAGAAUGCAACAUCUUUGAUUCCCUGUACAAGGUUGUUUGCGAAACUACACGAGGGAUGGAAUGGAACGUGCUUGUUCCGUGGCCUUCCCUUGUGACGAAUAGCAGAUAUGGGGACGAGAUGGUACUACGGAACUGAUAAGCGGCCUACACGCUACCCAAGCCAACAUUUCGUCAAAUGUUGAUGAAAUGCUGUCCUUUGUGCGAACUUUACUCACCACAAUGUACCAAAACACACCUCCAUCCUGGAGGCUAUCCGCCCCCGAGGUGUGAACACUCCUCCUUGAAUACAUUAAUCAUAAUAAAAGUACAUAUGACUAAAGUCACUCAAACUCCACUUUGAAGAUAAAAGAAUAAUAUAAAAAUAGCCCAAGAGAGAGGGGAUGUCAGGGAAGACACCAUCGCGAAGAAUUCCACCGCUGAUUUCCGGGAUCAGUUGACGGGCUGAGCUUCUCUUCCCUCCCAUAGGGACACCUUUGGGUAAGACUUCGAUUACACCAAGUGCUUUCUCAGGAACUUAGAAAUUUCUCUAGAGAAUCUCUACCCUACAUUUAUAGCCAGGCUGUAUCGUUUAUAAUUUUGUCGCGCGUUUGUAUACUUAACAAUAUCCUUAUUUGCACGUGCUUUGCAGACAGUGUAUUUAUCACCGGCAAUCCUAAAGAACCUGU
Molecule: messenger RNA, 1895 nt
Organism: Chroicocephalus ridibundus (black-headed gull)
Lineage: Eukaryota; Metazoa; Chordata; Aves; Charadriiformes; Laridae
Exons: 2
Coding region: 448-1206 (252 amino acids)
Biological process (GO): response to bacterium
Source: RefSeq, a predicted model, not a curated record